Malassezia restricta is the source of this 2589-nucleotide messenger RNA. Its product is annotated as pre-rRNA-processing protein TSR1. The transcript has 2 exons. The record is from RefSeq and is a predicted model, not a curated record. Gene Ontology annotation, biological process: maturation of SSU-rRNA from tricistronic rRNA transcript (SSU-rRNA, 5.8S rRNA, LSU-rRNA); endonucleolytic cleavage of tricistronic rRNA transcript (SSU-rRNA, 5.8S rRNA, LSU-rRNA); ribosome biogenesis. Gene Ontology annotation, molecular function: GTP binding; GTPase activity; U3 snoRNA binding. The coding region runs from base 1 to 2589 and encodes 862 amino acids. NCBI's taxonomy places the organism in Eukaryota, Fungi, Basidiomycota, Malasseziomycetes, Malasseziales, Malasseziaceae. Gene Ontology annotation, cellular component: nucleus; preribosome, small subunit precursor.
AUGUCCUUUAGCCAUAGGCCGACGCUCCAGCAAAAGAACAAACCAUUCAAGUCGGGGCAUGCGACCAAGGGCGCACGUAAGCGUGCGGCCAAGGGCAACGUCGCGCCGGAUCCUACCGCAUCGCGCGGCCCCAAAACGCCUGUUUUGCGCACGUCUGGCAGUGCCGAAGGCUCUCGCAAGAAUCGCCGGAACGAGGCGCGGCAGGUGUCACAGCAGAAGCGUGCCGCCCUUGUGGAAAGCACGCGCAUAUUUGGAACGGGACUUCGCGGAGAGAACCGUGGCGGAACGGGCCGGCACAGCAAGGCAGGUGCACCGCGGAUCUGUGCGAUUCUGUCCCUGACGCCCGAUGUGAACGAAUGGGACGUGGUGCGCGCCCUCGAGCGCGAUGGCGAGGCCUUGGGUGUGCGUCCAAUGGCAGGUAAGAGUGCAGACGAAGCUAUGGCGCAGCGCGUGCCGAUAUGCGAGCUGGACGCGACACGGUUCCGUCAGGCCGUGCAGUUCUUGCCCAUGCCGUAUGGUGCGCUCUUACCUGCCAUGGACGCCUGUCGCUGCGCCGACUUUGUGAUCCUUUUGCUAUCCGCAGAAACCUCGAUUGAGCCUGGGUCAUGGGGCGAGCUAUGCCUGCGCUCGCUCCAAGCGCAUGGUAUGCCCCAGAUCCUGGCCGUUGUGCCGUCUCUUGGCAUCCGAUCCGACUCGAAGAAGAAAAAGAAUGAAGAGCAAAGUGUGCGAAAGAGUCUACUGAGCUUUGUGCAGUACUUUUGCCCUGACACGAACAAAGUCCACGUGCUGGACGAGGCAGCGAGUCGCAGUGUUCUGGUUCGCACCCUCGUCACCACAGCUCCCAAGCGCGUUGCAUGGCGUGAUUUCCGCGCAUGGUGUGUUUCCGAGCAGGCCUCAUACGUACCAGAAGAUGAUGGCUAUGGCACGCUCAAGGUACAGGGUUGGAUCCGCGGUGCGCCACUCAGUGCGAAUCGGCUCGUGCAUAUUCCCGACUAUGGCGACUUUAUGGUGGAUCAAAUUACCUAUGCGCCACCUGGCGUCGAUAUGGAUACGGUGCCUGAAGAGACAAUGCAGGCGCAGUCAGAUGACGUGCUUGUCCCUGGCGCCGUGUUGCAGCGACGGCAAGACGAUGAGGCCGAUGACCUCGUGAGUGAGAAUGAACCUGACGCGCUGGCCAACGAGCAGACAUGGCCGACAGAGGAAGAGAUGGCGGAAGGCGAGGCACGUAUGGCAGAAGAUGACCUGCCUCCCGCCCUCCCAGGCACGACGCCACGUGAGAUUCAAAAGCAUAGUGCAGGAAAAAAGUAUCAGGCUGCGUGGAUCAUUGAAAGCGACGACGACGACGACGAAGAAGAAGAAGAAGAGGAAGAGGAAGACGAUGCCAUGGAGGACGAUGACGAAGAGGUGCAGACGGAGGAAGAAGAGCAAAGCCAGGAGGACGAUGCAUCUGUAUCUGGCGCAGAAAACGAGGACGCUGAUGAAGAUGAAGAGAUACGAGCGAUCGAGGCCUAUCGCGAGCAAAGACGUAAGGAGCAACAUACGGCUCGGGAGGAAGCUGCUGAAGCCGAGUUUCCUGACGAAGUCGACACACCGAUGGACGUGCCGGCUCGGCAACGUUACGCGCGCUAUCGCGGGCUCGAGAGCAUGUACACAAGCUACUGGGACCCGUAUGAGGAUCUGCCGGAAGACUAUGCGCGUCUUUUCCAAUUCGACGACUUUAGCAAAACACGCAAGCGUGUGGAAAGCCACGCACUCCUUGACGGUGUGGCGCCGGGUAUCCGAGUCUGUAUUUGGAUCAGACACGUCCCGCGCGAUGCGGCUGCGCGUGCCGUGUACGCAGAGACCAAUCCCAAAAAGCGCGAGGUGCUUCCCUUUGUGCUCUUCGGCCUGCUUCGUCACGAACACAAAAAGAGUGUCGUCAACUUCACCAUCACGCGCAAUACCGAGUACGAUGCGCCAGUUCGAUCCAAGGACCCUCUCGUCGUGUGUCUCGGCUUCCGGCGGUACCAUGCUCGGCCCGUGUACUCGCAACACCUGCGCCGUGUAGGCCGCGAUGGUAAUCAAGUGUACAAAUUUGAGCGGUUCCUGCCGCAUGGCACAGGUGCGGCAGUCGGCAGUGUAUAUGCGCCUGUGACAUUUGGCGGUGCGAAUGUGCCGGUCGUGCUUUUACGCAUGCGCUCUGAAGGCCAAGAGUUUGGUUACGAUGACGAUGGGGUCAGUGCCGAGCAGACACCACACCUUGUGGGUGCCGGUUCCGUCCUGGAUAUUGCUCCCACGCGCAUUAUCACGAAGCGCAUCAUCCUGUCAGGUCAUCCAUACAAGGUGCACAAGAAGACUGCCACGAUUCGCUUUAUGUUUUUCAAUGCGGACGAUGUGCGCUAUUUUGCCCCUAUCACGCUGCGGACCAAGUACGGCCGCACGGGACACAUUUCGGAGAGCCUCGGCACACAUGGCUACUAUAAAGCGCAUUUCGAUGGACCGCUCUCGCAGAUGGAUACAGUGCUGAUGAGCUUGUACAAGCGCGUAUACCCGCGGUGGUCGACGCUCUUCCGAGGUAGCCGAGACCAAUUGCCCCUGGUGGAGCCAUAG